AGUCAUCACUUAUCACCAAAUCCACCAAUUCAUUCAAUUCAAUAUAAAGAUGGGGAGAUCUGAUCUACCGCAGGAUAUGGUGGAGGACAUCCUUUCAAGGCUUCCAGAGAAAUCUUUAAAGCGAUUCAGUUGCGUAAACAAGUCAUGGUCUACCCUUUUCCAAAACCCAUGUUUUAUUGCCAAACACCAACAUUUGUCUCAAAAGAAUUGGAGUAUUUUCGCGUCUGGCGUAGACUGUGAGGCCAAUAAGCCUGUGCUGUUCUUGCAUCCUAAUUUUGAUGAUGAUGCUGCUGAUGAUGAUUUUGAUUCUAGAGGAAUCAUUCUGGUAUCGCCGUUUUUAGAAGAGGAAAAGAAAUACGAGGAAUUCGUGGGAUCUUGUAUCAACGGCAUAAUUUGUCUGAAAUAUUAUGUUGAACAUAAUCAGACCCAUGACUUCGCCUUAUGGAAUUCGGCAAUCAGAGAAUUCAAGGUGCUUCCAUCACUUCCUAUCCACUUUCCAUCUAAUGUUGACUACGAAGACGUUGGUUUUGCAUUUGGUUAUGAUUCCAAUUCUAAUGACUUCAAGGUAAUUACAAUUCUCUCCUAUUGGAACGAUCCUGGCUACACAGUCACAUAUAACUGGGACCCUAAAGUGAUUAUGCAUACUCAAGUUGAGGUUUACACCCUAAGUACUAAUUCUUGGAGGCAAGUCGACUAUGACACCGUUUCUCAUAUCAAUUUUCCUGGUCGAUUUCGUGAAAUAUACUUGAAUGGAGUUUAUCAUUGGUCUGGUAUGGCCCCUGGUAUUGCCAAGAAUUACUUCGUCAUUGUAUCCUUUGACAUGAGAAAUGAGGUGUUUGGAAUUUUAAGUAUGCCGAAUUUGGGCGAUAUUUUGGAUCCUGCAUAUGUUUGGGAGGCUUUAGCUGUCCUAGGCAAUUGUGUUGCUUUGGUUGUUUUCGAUUAUCAACCGACAGAUAAAAUCUUUCAUAUUUGGGUGAUGCGUGAAUAUGGCAUUAAGGAGUCUUGGACCAAACAAUACGUUAUCGGACCUUUUUCAGGAAUUCCGCAUAUAGCUGGUUCCGAGCUCCAGAUUCUUCUUUUAGGUGACAAGAUUCUUAUGGUGGAGAACAAUGGAGAAGUAGUCUUGUAUGACUUGAGUGCUCAAAAAAUUAAGAAUCUUCGAGUUAGAGGGCUUCCAAGCUUGUUUAGAGCUUCACAGAUUAUGGUUUAUGAGGAGAGUCUAGUUUCAAUUAUGGGUUGAAAUGUCAAUUAUAUCGAAUUUGUCAUGCCCUAGAUCCCUAAUUAUUUGUAUAACAUAGGGAAAGGCAUACACAUCUUUCAAUAAGUAAUACAUC
Quercus robur (English oak) is the source of this 1334-nucleotide messenger RNA. RefSeq names its product F-box protein CPR1-like. The record is from RefSeq and is a predicted model, not a curated record. Gene Ontology annotation, molecular function: protein binding. Bases 50 to 1240 code for a protein of 396 amino acids. The transcript has a single exon. Lineage: Eukaryota; Viridiplantae; Streptophyta; Magnoliopsida; Fagales; Fagaceae.